Quercus lobata is the source of this 914-nucleotide messenger RNA. RefSeq lists its product as uncharacterized. NCBI's taxonomy places the organism in Eukaryota, Viridiplantae, Streptophyta, Magnoliopsida, Fagales, Fagaceae. The transcript has 3 exons. The coding region runs from base 156 to 740 and encodes 194 amino acids. The record is from RefSeq and is a predicted model, not a curated record.
AAUAUUCACUCUCAUCCUCUCUUCAAUUAUAUCAACCAACCAACCAAGCUCUUCAAAUCCAUUAUUCGUUUUUGGUCUUAGCCUCAUAAUAACUUUCUGGUAUUUUUGGAGGAGUAGUACUGCAGUUCUUGUUUGGAUUGUAAAAUUAAGCAUAUAUGGAAAAUCCACUGCGCCUUAAGUCCUUGAAUCACAUCUCGAUUUUGUGCAGAUCAUUAGAGGAGUCUCUCGAUUUCUACCUGAAUGUUCUUGGUUUCUUUCCUAUCAGAAGGCCUGGUUCUUUUGACUUUGAGGGUGCAUGGCUAUUCAAUUAUGGUAUUGGCAUACACCUACUUCAAUCUGAAGACCCUGAUAGCAUGCCCAAGAUUGGCCACAUUAAUCCCAAGCACAACCACAUUUCUUUCCAAUGUGAGAGCAUGGCAACCGUAGAGAAAAAGUUAAAGGACAUGAAGAUAGAGUACGUGAAAAGCAGGGUGGAAGAGGGUGGAAUUUACGUUGAUCAGCUUUUCUUCCAUGACCCAGAUGGCUCAAUGAUAGAAAUCUGCAACUGUGACAACUUACCUGUGAUUCCUCUAGCUGGUGACACCACCAGAUCAUGCUCACUUGUCAAAUGCAAUUUCCAGCAGCAGGCACAACAACAACAGCAGCAGCAGAUUCAACAAGCAGUACAAAUGACACAACAACAGCAAGUCACAUGCCUAUCUUCUGUUCACUUGAAGGAAGAUUAUCUUCCCUGUGCAUAAUACAAAAACCUUGAGAGAAUUUCUGUCUAAAGCAGCUAGAUUCAGUUUUUUAAUACUCAAUUAAGAGUGAUUGUAUAUGUAUUAUGUGUCACUUGGCUCUUAAUAUAUAUAAUUUGUUUAUCCAUUUUACUGGACAUAAUGCAGGGGCAUUAUGUCCUUAGGGUGAUACUACAA